AUGUCCUUUACUUCUCCUCGUUCAUCCACUACUAUAAAUAAUCAUCUUAACGGACAUACAAUCUCUUCAACUGCAAAUAAUAUCCAUAACAAUAGUAGCAUUGAUACUGGUUAUAUGUCACACACAGACUUUUUUCCAUCAUUCAUUGACGAUAUCACAUCUCCUACUUCAUAUAAAAAAUCUUCAUCUGGCUCAUCGUCCAAUGUCGAUCCGUCAUCAGCUUCAGCAACAGCUGCCAUGAUUCAUCAUCCCUAUUUUUCAUCAUCCGUUUAUCCAUCAUUAUCAGCCAGUUAUUCGGAUGCUGCAUCUUCUUAUUUAUCAUCAAGAUAUAGUUCAACUGCCGGUGAUUACUUACAACCUUACCGGACGACAACAGGCUCAUCGCCAACAAACUCAUGGUAUAAUAGUCCACAUUGUGCAGAUCCAAGAUUUGCAAUGUCAAGAUUUUUAAGUCACACUCCUUCACAAUAUGACAUGAUGUCAUCAUAUCAAAAUUCAAAUGUUGAUUCGUUAAAAUCUCCGUAUCAUCCAUUUGCAUUUGCACCAAAACGUAAAAGACGUGUUCUAUUUUCACAAGCUCAAGUCUAUGAAUUAGAAAGGCGUUUCUCAAAAAAUCGUUAUUUAAAUGCACAAGAUCGAGAUCAAUUAGCGCAAAUACUUGGUUUAAGUUCAACACAGGUGAAAAUAUGGUUUCAAAAUCAUCGUUAUAAAACAAAAAAAUUAUCAAAAGAAAAAGGAGGUAGUGGUGAUGAACAUUCAACACAUGUUAGUUCGUCAAAGAGCAGUACACAUUUAUCAAAUUCACUAGAUCCAUUAUUAUUAAAACAUGAACCACGUUAA
Molecule: messenger RNA, 840 nt
Organism: Didymodactylos carnosus
Lineage: Eukaryota; Metazoa; Rotifera; Eurotatoria; Philodinida; Philodinidae
Source: the annotation of a GenBank genome assembly